AUGUUAAAAAUAAAAAAGAAAAUAUAGUGCCUUUUUUAAGAUAAGGAAGCUCUAGCUUACAUCUUUACUUAAGUUAAAGAUGUAGAAGGAAAAAUAUAUAAUUUUAUGUUAGAAAUAUUUCGAAAAGAAAAAGUUGAAGAUUGUAUUGGAUAUCUUUUGGAGAAUGAAAAUCAAAAACGUAUAGAAUAAUCCAUCUUACAACAAGGAGGGAAGUUUGAAGAAGCUGAGAAUAAAUAGAAACUAUAGGUUGCUAGAAAUGAAAUGAGAAUAAUUAGUGAUGUCUUAAAAAAAAUAAAAGAUCAUGAAUUCAAUAAAAAAGACUUUUCCUGUGUAGAAAAAUAAGAAUCUAUCUUAGAUCUAAUUAAAAGCAUAAAGGAUAAUAUAUAGAUCAUAGAAUAUUUGAAAUUUUUAGUUCACCUAACAUCCAUCGAUAAGACUGUAAUCUAAUGUGGGUCUAAUUCAUUAUAUGUAUUAGUUUAGAUGAAGGCGGAUCUUAGAGAUUAAAAUUUUGAAAAUAUUAAGAUCUAAAAUACUUCUCUAGUAGGAGCAAAUUUUAUUAGAUGUAAUUUAAGUGGAUCAGAAUUUAAUAAUGUUAGCAUAAGUGGGAUUAAUUUGAAUGAAACAUUACUAUGGUAUUGUAAAUGGAAGAAUAUUAAGCUUCAAGAAUUGAAUAAAUUAGAUGGUCAUCAUGAUAAUGUAAACUCAGUCUGCUUCACGACUGAUGGUACUACACUAGCAACUUGUAGUGGAAAUCCUGUUUAUUAUAGCAUUGAUAAUUCCAUCCGCCUUUGGGAUGUUAAAACAGGAUAAUAAAAAGCCAAAAUCGAUGGUCAUACUAGCACUGUCAAUUCAGUCAGUUUUUCUCCUGAUGGAAAAACAUUAGCGUCUGGAAGCGGUGAUAAGUCUAUCCGUUUAUGGGACUUCAAAACAGGAAAAUAAAAAGCCAAAUUGGAAGGUCAUACUAAAGGAAUCAACUCAGUAUGUUUCUCUCCUGAUGGAAAUAUAUUAGCAUCUUGUAGUUAUGAUAACUCUAUUCGUCUAUGGGAUAUGAAGACUAAGAAAUAAAGAGCCAAAUUAGAUGGUCAUACUAGCACAGUCAACUCAGUCUGUUUUUCUCCUGAUGGAAAUACAUUAGCGUCUGGAAGCGGUGAUAUAUCUAUUCGUCUUUGGGAUGUCAAAACAGGAUAAUAAAAAGCGAAAUUAGAUGGUCAUAGUGGAUAUGUCCUAUCAGUUUGUUUCUCCCCUGAUGGUAUUACAUUAGCAUCCGGAAGUGAUGAUAAGUCUAUCCGUCUAUGGGAUGUCAAAACAGGAUAAUAAAAAGCUAAAUUUGAUGGUCAUACUAGCACUGUCUGUUCAGUCUGUUUCUCCCCUGAUGGAAAUACAUUAGCAUCUGGUAGUGGUGAUAACUCUAUCCGUUUAUGGGAUGUCAAAACAGGAAAAUAAAAAGCCAAAUUAGAUGGUCAUAGUGGAUAUGUCUUGUCAGUCUGUUUCUCUCCUGAUGGAAAUACAUUAGCUUCUGGUAGUGAUGAUAAGUCUAUCCGUCUAUGGGAUGUCAAAACAGGAUAAUAAAAAGCCAAAUUAGAUGGUCAUAGUAGUUAUGUCUUGUCAGUCUGUUUCUCUCCUGAUGGAAAUACAUUAGCUUCUGGUAGUGAUGAUAAGUCUAUCCGUCUAUGGGAUGUCAAAACAGGAUAAUAAAAAGCCAAAUUAGAUGGUCAUAGUAGUUAUGUCUUGUCAGUCUGUUUCUCUCCUGAUGGAAAUACAUUAGCUUCUGGUAGUGAUGAUAAGUCUAUCCGUCUAUGGGAUGUCAAAACAGGAUAAUAAAAAGCCAAAUUAGAUGGUCAUAGUAGUUAUGUCUUGUCAGUCUGUUUCUCUCCUGAUGGAAAUACAUUAGCUUCUGGUAGUGAUGAUAAGUCUAUCCGUCUAUGGGAUGUCAAAACAGGAUAAUAAAAAGCCAAAUUAGAUGGUCAUAGUAGUUAUGUCUUGUCAGUCUGUUUCUCUCCUGAUGGAAAUACAUUAGCUUCUGGUAGUGAUGAUAAGUCUAUCCGUCUAUGGGAUGUCAAAACAGGAUAAUAAAAAGCCAAAUUAGAUGGUCAUAGUAGUUAUGUCUUGUCAGUCUGUUUCUCUCCUGAUGGAAAUACAUUAGCUUCUGGUAGUGAUGAUAAGUCUAUCCGUCUAUGGGAUGUCAAAACAGGAUAAUAAAAAGCUAAAUUUGAUGGUCAUACUAGCACUGUCUGUUCAGUCUGUUUCUCCUCUGAUAGAAAUACAUUAGCAUCUGGAAGCGGUGAUAUGUCUAUCCGUCUUUGGGAUGUCCAAGCUGGAUAAUAAAUAGCCAAAUUGGAUGGUCAUAGAGGCUAUGUUAUGUCAGUCUGUUUCUCUCCUGAUGGAAAUACAUUAACAUCUGGUAGUUAGGAUAACUUUAUCCGUUUAUGGGAUGUCAAAAAAGAAUAAUAAAAAGUGAAAUUAGAUGGUCAUAGUGGAUAUGUCCUAUCAGUUUGUUUCUCCCCUGAUGGUAUUACAUUAGCAUCCGGAAGUGAUGAUAAGUCUAUCCGUCUAUGGGAUGUCAAAACAGGAUAAUAAAAAGCUAAAUUUGAUGGUCAUACUAGCACUGUCUGUUCAGUCUGUUUCUCCUCUGAUAGAAAUACAUUAGCAUCUGGAAGCGGUGAUAUGUCUAUCCGUCUUUGGGAUGUCCAAGCUGGAUAAUAAAUAGCCAAAUUGGAUGGUCAUAGAGGCUAUGUUAUGUCAGUCUGUUUCUCUCCUGAUGGAAAUACAUUAACAUCUGGUAGUUAGGAUAACUUUAUCCGUUUAUGGGAUGUCAAAAAAGAAUAAUAAAAAGUGAAAUUAGAUGGUCAUAGUGGAUAUGUCCUAUCAGUUUGUUUCUCCCCUGAUGGUAUUACAUUAGCAUCCGGAAGUGAUGAUAAGUCUAUCCGUCUAUGGGAUGUCAAAACAGGAUAAUAAAAAGCUAAAUUUGAUGGUCAUACUAGCACUGUCUGUUCAGUCUGUUUCUCCCCUGAUGGAAAUACAUUAGCAUCUGGUAGUGGUGAUAACUCUAUCCGUUUAUGGGAUGUCAAAACAGGAAAAUAAAAAGCCAAAUUAAAUGGUCACAAUGAUUAUGUGAGAUCAGUCUGUUUCUCUCCUGAUGGAAAUACAUUAGCAUCUGGUAUUUAUGAUAACUCUAUCCGUUUAUGGGACGUCAAAAAAGGAUAAUAAAAAGCCAAAUUAGAUGGCCAUAGUGGUAAUGUUAUGUCAGUCUGUUUCUCCCCUGAUGGAAAUACAUUAGCAUCUGGUAGUGGUGAUAACUCUAUCCGUCUAUGGGAUGUCAAAACAGGAUAAUAAAAAGCCAAAUUAGAUGGCCAUAGUGGUAAUGUUAUGUCAGUCUGUUACUCUCCUGAUGGAAAUACAUUAGCCUCUGGUAGUUAGGAUUAGUCAAUCUGUCUUUGGGUUGCCAAUACAGGAUAAUACAAAGCCAAAUUGGAAGGUCAUACUCAUUAUGUCUACUCAGUAUGUUUCACUGCUGAUGGAAAUACAUUAGCAUCUGGUAGUGGUGAUAACUCUAUCCGUUUAUGGGAUGUCAAAACAGGAUAAUAAAAAGCUAAAUUAGAUGGUAAUACUAGCACUUUCUGUUCAGUCUGUUUCUCCCCUGAUGGAUAUACAUUAGCUUCUGGUAGUUAUGAUAACUUUAUCCGUAUAUGGGAUGUCAAAAUAGGAAAAGAAAUUAAACACUAAAACAACAAUACCAAAGAAAUUCUACAAAAAUAUACCACUCCGUUAUUAUAAAAUAAUCCUUUUACAAAUUUUGGUAUCAUUAAUUUGUUAUUUUAUUUAGUUAAUCCCAAUAUUCCAAUUCUUGUUAUAUCCAAAAAUCCUUACUUCCUUUCAAAUGGAGCUUUAAUCUUUUAAGGAGAAUUUUACACCACUUGGGGAGAAGAUUUACGAGCAUUUUUUGAAUCUAGAGGAGGUUGUAUUUUAGAAAACGUCAAUUAAAUUAAAAAAAAGUGA
Paramecium pentaurelia is the source of this 3996-nucleotide messenger RNA. The record is from the annotation of a GenBank genome assembly. Lineage: Eukaryota; Ciliophora; Oligohymenophorea; Peniculida; Parameciidae.